CGGCCAGCUCUUAUUGCCCAUCUAUGAUAUUGUUCCUUUGCCAUCCUUUACACAUUUCUCAGGUAAUAGAUAACAGUGGAGUAUUAUUGGUAAACUUAUUGCGUAUUGGGAUAAAAGAAAAUAGCUAUAAUGUGGGUAACUAGAAUCACAAAUCAGAAGUUGGAUUAUUGAGAUGUGUAAAUGGUUACCCAUGUUGACGUCAAUGCCAAAUAUCGGAUAAAAGAUCAGGGAUAUAUCUUCAAAAUCUAAAACCGGAUAUAUGUAGUAGUAGACAAAGUACGACUAAAGACUGAGGAUAGUGAUUAUUAGGCGCCUGGUGCCAGACGGGGAAAUACAGAUUCAAACUGUGAUUAAACCCAUGUGAGGAAAUAAAUUAGGAGCACAUGUCCUUUAGAAAGAGUGAAAUGAACAAUUAGAAGAUGAGAGUUUUGAAUGAAAAUUACACAGAAUAAUGGCCAGAUUGAUUUCUAAACACAAUCUCAGUUAUGAGGGAGACAAAAACCACACCUUAAGAUAACCUUUGUAUCGUAAAGAGCUCACUAUAUAUUUGAACAACUUUUCUGAGCCAUUUUUAAAGUGUAGCUGAAUUUGACUUCGCUGGCAAAUAUGUGUACACUUUUUAAAGAAUGCAUUAUUGAUUUUUGUGAAAAUAAUCCAUUAAGUGUAUUCAUGUACAUUGUUAACGGAAGAAGUUAGUUUGAAACAGUCAGACUUGUGGUAAUAUUAUAAACAAGAUUGUACUGAGGAAAAGGAUAUAGAGUGCUUUACAAUCUCGGAUAUGACAUAAUACACUUUUGAUGAAUUAGUGUGUGAAUUGAGUCAGUGAUUAAGGCCAACAGAGCGUCUUGGAUAUGGACUUGUGCUGUUCUGUGAAGGAAAACCAUCCCAGUACAAUGUAAGUUUUAAUGUUUUGAGUGAGAAAUUUACUUUUUCUUACAAGGUUUGUCUUGUGAUUGGAUUAUCCACUGGAAUUUUUAUGAUAAGAUGUGGUACUAUGGAAUUAACCUGGACUUUCUACAUGUGCAUUUUUUCGAAGUCAAGAAAAAUUAGAAGAGGUGUGACGUCUGCUAAUUUGUGACAGUCAAGAUGGAGGGACAGGCGACUGAAGUUGACACUGCCUCAGUAAAUGGACAGCGUUUAUUCAAUGUACAGAAUAUUUAUGGAACUCCACAGAUUCCACGGAAACGACCGUGUAUUCAGGUGCGACCUCGGAGAAUGACCCUGAUUGACCUGAGAAAUGUGUCAUUAUCAGAGGAAGAUGUACCACACAGAAAAUCCAGCUCGGGAACUGUCCGAUCUGAGGGCGGUCUACCUGCAUCACAGUAUUACUCCAAGCAUGGUAUACUGCCUAUCUAUGACAGUACCGAUAGCUUGGACUCUAAGCGUAGCAGUACUGGUAUGAAAAUACGAAGAAUUCCAAGUUUACUGGAUGGAACAACUAGAUUUCCCAAGUUAGAAGAAUGUGCACACUUUCAUUAUGAUGUAGUAGAACUAGGACCUAUUGAGGUCCACCUAUGUGAUGACGACCGUGAAAAUUACCACCAUAAUGAAGAGGAAGGAAUCGAAGAUACAUUCCUCAUGCGUGUCAAAUCUAAUGAAAAGGCUUGGAACAUUCGACGGACAUUUGGUAACUUUCGUAGUCUGGAUAAGCAGUUGCAUCGAUGCAUCUUUGAUCGUAAAUUUAGUCAACUUGUAGAAUUACAGCGUCAAGAUGAAGAGAAAGAAAACACAGAUCUUCGGAGGAUAUUACGCCGAUAUCUGGAAAGAUUCUCCUAUUUGGCUGGUAGCAUGAUCAAUUGUGGAUCAGUUUUAAACUGGUUAGAGUUGGAUAAUCGUGGAAAUCGUUUAUUAGCUGUAGAUGAUUCAGGUAUUAACACGCCAGCUAUAGCCGCAGCUCACGCCAUUAAAAGAUACAACGCACAAGCAGUCGAUGAGAUUUCUUUAGAGGUUGGAGAUAUAGUGUCUGUAAUUGACAUGCCGCCAGCUGAAGACACAAUAUGGUGGCGAGGGAAAAGGGGUUUUGAGGUUGGUUUUUUCCCUGGAGAAUGUGUGGAAGUUAUCGGUGAUAAAGUUCCUAAUUCUAUGGCCACUCGUAUUUUGCGUCGAGCUGCCUCCAAAAAACCCUUAAUACGACGACACGGUAAAUUGAUGUCUUUUUUACGCACCUUCUUCUCUACACGGCCAGCCAGAAAUCAGUUAAAACAGUCGGGUAUUGUUAAAGAACGAGUUUUUGGCUGUGAUCUUGGUGAACAUUUACUCAACUCAGGACAUGAUGUGCCAUUAGUAUUAAAAAGUUGUACAGAAGUUAUUGAACGUGAUGGUAUUGUAGAUGGUAUAUAUAGAUUAUCAGGAAUAACGUCUAAUAUACAAAAACUCAGGUUAGCUUUUGAUGAAGAUUGUGUACCUGAUUUACGUGAUGAUUGUUAUUUACAAGAUAUACAUAGUAUCAGUUCAUUGCUCAAGAUGUAUCUUAGAGAACUCCCUAAUCCACUCUUAACUUAUCAAUUAUAUGAUAAAUUUGCUGAUGCUGUUCGAGAUGAAGAUAACAAGUUAUUACGUAUACAUGAUGUUGUACAACAGUUACCUCCUCCACAUUACAGAACCACAGAGUAUUUAAUGAAACAUUUAGCCAGGGUAGCAGAGCAUAGCCAUGAAACUGGUAUGCACUCAAAAAAUUUAGCCAUAGUGUGGGCUCCAAAUCUUCUCAGAUCUAAAGAAUUAGAGAUGGGUGGUGGUGCUGCAGCGUUACAGGGUGUAGGAAUACAAGCUGUUGUUACAGAAUGUUUAAUAUGUUAUAGUGAUAUUAUAUUUAGUGAUAAAAUGCCAUCUUACUCAUCACCCGAACUACAAAAAGCGCAUAAAAAGCCGAGACCGAAGUCUCUGGCAAUAUCAACACCAACAAGAUUAUUAACAUUAGAAGAAGCGAGGGAAAGGGCGUUUGUAGGUGGUUUAAUUCCUAUGAAUCAGAAAUUUAUUGAUGUUGGUGGAGGUCCUGAUAGUCUUCCAGCUAAAUAUCAUACAGUCAUAGAUUUACCAGGGUAUAAAAAAAAAUCUGUCUCAACUAAAACUAAGAAAUCUCCAGUUAGUGGAUGGAAAUCUAUAUUUUCUAAACCAAGAUCUGGCAGUAUUAAAAAAGCACGUAAAUCCAGUAUUCAAGAUAAUCUCAGCAUAACACCAGUUCAGGGUAAAGCUCUCACGGAAGAAGACGUCCACAAUUGGAAAAAGCGAUUACGAAGUGCCAAAAGUGCAGAAUCUCUGCUCUCAUUGGCCAGUUCAAAUCGCAGCAGCGGUGGUCGGAUAGCUAAGGCACCAGAUAACACAAUGGUUUUAAAUGUCUAUAAAGAAGAGCGACCCCACCAUAAAAGAUCUUUAUCAUCCGAUGCUACAGCCAUUUUAUCGCAGCAUUCCCAUAUUCCCAUAUUUCUUGAAAGUGGGCGUGAAAUGCCUAUAGAUGUUGAUUCGUCUGUUGUACCUCAUGUUAUGGAAGACAUAGAAAUGUCACCAUCAAGAACGUCUAGACCAAUGAGACGUGAGGAUCCAGGAAAAGGUUCGUUCAUUCGUGGAGAUUCGUCUAGGUUGCCGUUACAUCAUCGUCGUACACCAUCUGCACCUAAUACUCCAAAUCAAGAACGUAGUACGACUAAAUCUCAACAGGUCUCGGCUCAUCAGAAGACUCUUUCACAACCGGCUUUAGAGAGUCCUUCCCAAGUUCAACGUAGACAAGUGUACACAUAUAUCCAUUCAUCCGAGGAAAGCUUAAAUGGUGAACAUUUCAUUGAUGGAAACACGGGAAAGCCAAAAAACAAUCUCUCUCCAAUAAGUAGUCAAGCAAAAUAUGCUAAAUCUGCUGAAGAACUUACUCCUCAAAAACGUUCAGCUAAAACUCCGCCUAAAGGUCGUAAAAAAACUAAAAAUAAUUCACCUGAUAAAUCACCUAAGUCUCCACCAUUAAAAGAAGUGGUACAGUUGCCUGAAAGUCCAGGUGCACGGAGAAAAAUUAAGUUGGGAGAUUCACCUGCAAAACCGUCUGACACAAAUCAGUAUUUCUUCUCUCGGACUCAUGAUUAUGCCGAAAUAAUGUCAGAUGAGGAAAAUGGGCGGAAUCGUGAUUCUAGUUAUCGUGAUAGUGAUAUUUUGUGUUCUCCGUGUGAUAUGAGAGAUUUUAUUGAACACAUAGAUAAUAAAUUCGCCAAGCAUAAACAAUCGAGUUCGUAUGUUGACGAUUCUCCUGAGAAAAAAGAACGCUUAUCAAAUGGUUCUCAGACUUCGUGGCAAAAUAAUGAACAAUUUAACAGACGUUUAAAUGAUUCGUAUGAUUACGCUCAGGUUCAAAAGCGAACACCUCAACAGAAUGGCUCUCAAAUCUCUCCUACAGUGGCUGGUUUAGAUUAUACCCACACUGAUAGUCAGAGGUCACAUGAUAUUAAAAACUAUAAUUCAUCAGCUAGUGCUAAUAGAGAAGCUGUGGAACUCGGUUCACACAUCCACAAGUCUUCAUCAAAAAACAAAAUGUCAAAAUGUUUAAGUGUGCCGUCUGACAUUGCUAAAUCAUUAGAAAAUAUUACUGCCGGUAGUAAUAUGGACUUAUUGUCAUCUGUUACUAUUAGUGAAUUAUCUCAAUCAGUUGACAGCUUUAAUCACAGUUUUAAUCAUGAAGAGGGUCGUUAUGUUCGAGAUCCUCGCAGACGGCGAAGUGCAUCAUGUGACAGUUUAAAUGCUGCCGAUUCACAAUUAUGUCGGACUUUACGUGAAAUAAAUCAACAAAUGGACAAAACUUUUCAGCAGAAUGUUGAUAGGGCACUACAGUUAGAAGGGGAAGGUUACCAUCGUCAUGAACACGAUCGAAACAAUGUUCACUCUCUACACUUGUCCGAGUCUUACCCUUCUGCUGUUGGUCAAAAGAGAAGUUUUCAUAAUUCUUACGAAUGUAUCCCAGAUUCAAACUCAAAAUCUCUAAUAGAAGACCAUCAUGAAAAACUUUCUAGAGAAAAUCCAACUUUUCUCUCGAGUAUACCGUUAGAUUUAUUUGAAAAUAACACAACAGAAAUAUCUAGCAAUAUGAAUAAAUCUCCAAGCUAUACUCAAGAUACUCACACAAACUCUAUAGCAGGAAUUUACCGUCGACGAAACUCUUCUUCAUCUGACUCAUCGACCGAAAUGGCUAGAGUGGAUGUAACUAGACAACUGGGGGAUAAACCAUCUUUACAUCAUCAGUAUGAGAUCAGCGGCCAUGCCAUGUUUCCUGCUGAAGAUGAAGAUCAAACAGCACCUUUCCCUGUUGAUCUUACUAGUUCGCAACUUUAUACUCAACAGUUGAGAGAUAGAGAGUUAGCAUGGAGAAACAGUGGUUCAUCUGAUGGUCCUGAUUAUGCUAGAAUAAAUAAAAACAUAACUAGUCCCACUUUGGCAUCGACUAACGGCUCUGGUCAAAACUUACAGAGCAUACAUCAACAAGAUAAACACAGCAGUGUUAUAAUUAAUACAUCUUAUGAUGGACUGAACAAUAAUGAACCGCUUUACUGCCAGAUUAAUCGUGCCAAUCCACAAACAAUAACAACCAGUCCCAUCACUUUCGAUGCUAGUCCUAAACCUAGUCCCCGCUGCAGUCCUCGAAAUCUUCAGUCCAUGCCACAACAACAGACAUCUUCAAAUCUUUUUGUCAAAUCUUCUCUACCUCAAACUACGUCUCCCAUACCUGAUGGCUGGCAGACACCAAGAACUUUCAGACGUUCAGAUGAUAACACUGCGUUCACCCAACAAAAUAUUACAUCACUCAGUCAAAGUUUAAACAUGUCUGCAGAUCAGGUCAUGAAUAAUCAGCUCCACACAUCCACCUCUUUACCAGAAGUCCAUGUGCAUCAAGACACUCUUACAGUUCAGAAACCGACCAUCAAAAAGUCCACAACUGUAUCAGAAUUGGAGAUGGAUUCCAUCAUACAAAAAGAAUUGGAAUCAUGUUUCAAUACAGAACCAUCAUUCAACACAGAACCAGCUGUUCAAUCCACAUAUGUGCCAGUUCCAAAACCCAGGAAAACAGUUUCGGAAUUGAGGGCAGAAGAAGAUACCAGGGACAGUGAUCGUAUGACUAUUGAAGAUAUCAAGCAAGCUCAUAAAGCAGUCAGAGAAGGUGAAAAGAUGUUGCAGAUGUUGGAUUCUUCUAAUGCUGGUAAGAAAUUGGAGGAUGUUGUCAUGGAACAUAUAGAUGUACCAAAGAAUACAAAUGUACUCCGAGAACCAUCUCCUAAUUUAUUUCUGAGAUCAUCGCCACACCCCAGAGAACCAUCUCCUAAUUUAUUUUUAAGGGCUUCUCCAGUGCCAAGAGAACCAUCUCCAAAUUUCUUUUUGAGGGCUUCUCCCUUACCUGAUGAAGCAGCACCAAUUAGAGCUUCACCAGUACCUAAUACACUUGUAGAUGAUGGUAAUGAUAAAAUGACCAAUGAGGAUAUUAGAAAAGCUCAUAAAACUGUCAAACAAGGUGAAAAAAUGUUGAAAGUAUUAGAUUCUUCUAAUGCAGGAAAGAAGUUAGAAGAUGUGGUUUUUGAGCAAUUAGAUCCUACUCCAAAGUCUAGAAGCAGUUUUACAGAACGACGUACAGAAUUAGAAGCAUGGCCUACAGCUGAUCAGCAACCACAACGACAUAGCUGGCAAUUUUCAGGACGUCAACCGGAGUUUGAUAAUUCUCGAAGAUUUUCUCCACAGCCCAUAGAAAUCCAACAUCGGCCAAUGACUGAACAACCUGCACAAUCUGACCAUAAUCGUAUGACUAUCGAAGAUAUUAAACAAGCUCAUAAGGCUGUGAAAGAAGGUGAAAAAGUUCUCCGUAUGCUGGAUUCCUCAAAUGCGGGACAGAAAAUGGAGGAUUUGGUAAGAGAACAACAAAUGGAAGCAGCACCAAAACAUAGAUCCCAAAUACCAGUAAUAGAUUAUAAUUCACGAGAUGUCACCAUGGUGAGUCCUAGACCUGACAUGAUCAUUCCUGAUCAAUAUCCCAUGACAAAUCUUGGAAUGGAUAUAACAAUGAAUGCUUCAAGAAAUCGAGUGCCAUCACCUUUUUUACCAAAUGAAGUUCCUCUUACAGUUGUUACUAAUGAACCCCCAUUACCUGUUGUUCGAAAUGACAUACCAGUACUUACAACUGUUCCAGCAGCUUCUAAAAUGGAUGAGAAGGGAGGUGAUGAAAGGAUGACAUUAGCAGAUAUCAAAAGAGCUCAUCGAACUGUUAAAGAUGGUGAAAAGAUGCUCCAAAUGUUAGAUUCAUCAAAUGCUGGAAGAAAGCUAGAAGAUGUUGUUUUUGAGCACAUAGAAGUAGAUUUACCAAGCAAUAGAAAUUCGGCCGAUUACACUGUCAUUCAAAAACCCAGCACAAUGUCAAGUUCUUACUCCGAUUCAUCCGGUUCACACCAUGGUCGACCUUCAAUGUCAAAUUCCUGGUCCGGUUCAUCAUCAGAAAACAGUGAUACAAAAAAAAACUUCAGUACAAAAAAAAACUCCGAUAAUGCAGUUUUCAUUCCAGCAAGUCAUCUUCCCGCCACAGUAAUUGAAAGCAGAUGUGAAAAAACAGCCCCAGAUCCCACAGGAGAAAUAACAGAGUCUCAAUUAUUACGUGUAGAAAGUUUUGGGGAAAUUGAUUCAGAAGAAUUUCAAAAUGUAAUCAAUAGAGGUAAAGCUUUAAUACAGGCUGACAAAGCUCAUAUCGACACAAAAAUAUUGCCUACGUCUCAGGUUAUUCAAAAAAAUACAUCCCUGGAAAGUAGGAUAUUACCUGGACAACCCAUUGCUGUUUGUCGAGCCAGUGAUGUAUCAAAUGUUAACGUACCUCAUGGGGACAUCUUACGUGCGCCAUCUUUCAUAUCAAGCGCUGUUGCUCCAGUUCCCUCACCAAAAGCUAGAACAUCGGUUAGAAUUGGCACAAAUGACAUACCCCCUCCACACCAAGAGGUCAUUGAAGUAACUCGACCAUCAGUAAUAAAAGGCAAGAAAGGGCCAAAAGAAAACAAAAAUGCAAAAUCAGUUCACUCCUGUAAAAUGUCCUAUCCACCGCGUCAUUUAGCUGAAUAUAUGGAUGAUACUUCUGAUUCAUUAACCACUGACUUCUCUAGCACAGGUCCAUCAGAUGCUGAUCCAUCUGGGUUAUCAAGUACUGAUGACGAUGUCUUUUCCGAUGUCAAUGAAAGUUCACAAGCCUUCAGAAGAAACAAAUUAAUUGAAAAUAGGGAUUUUGAUUUCCGGGCAAGCUUAGGUAAAAUGGAAAGGGUUUCAAGCAUCGAAAAGGUUUCCAGUGAUCCUGUGAAGAUAUCAGUCAAAGCAGUGGAUGAAAUGAUCAGCAGUCGUUCCUCUUUAGAUGAAUCUUUGUUAACAAUUGUAGCUGAACGGCAUGAUAUAUUUGGUCCAGAAGCAGAGGAAGAGCCUGGUUUCAAUACAGGAUCCUUAAGGGUCAAACGAUCCCAAAAGUUAAAGUCACUAGUGGAACUGUUUGAAAGUGUGUCAGAUAACAAUGAUUCUGAUUCUUCUAGCCCCAGUACCAGACCCAAAGACAGACGCCAUAUGACAUCAUCCCAACCUUCCAUGUUAACACAUUCUAUUGAAUCAUCAUCAAAGUACGAGGCAGACACAGAUGAUGAAUUAACACCUACUAGGGUAAGAACUAAUAGCUUUCGUCACAGAUCGCGAUCCCGGUCGAGAGAUCGAGCUAGAAAAAGCAGUGGACUUGGUUCAGACAAGGAAAAUCGUAUGCAAUCAAGGAGUCCCACACCCAACCGCAAACCACCAGGUGGUGAACGUACUCGAGAUUUAGAUUUUCCUCCACCUCAAGGUUCACCAAGUGACAGUAGUUCCGAUAGAUCUAGAAAACAAAAAUCUAGAUCCGAAAAAUAUAGUAGUAUGGGAAAACCUCCCAAAUAUAGAAGUAACUCUCGUACAAGAACUCAAAGUGAAUCUUCAACAUCAGAAUCUGAAAGUUCGCUACAUCAUGAUCAUACACUCCUUCAUAGACUAACCGAUUGUGAUGUUAUUUUAAGGGAUCAAAAUCGAACAGAUCUGAGAUUUCGCGAAACUGCAAUUCGUAAAUCUAUAGAGGAUAGUCUUCCUGAAAGAUGUGAUUUACAACGAAGAGGCAGCAUUAAAGAAUUACGUGAAUUUUUCGAAUGUCGUAAAUCUGACCCUGAUCAAGAAGAAUCAACUUCUUCAGCUGUUAAAACAAGUCAAGAUAGAAUCAAAAGUGUUUCUCCAUCGUUUAGGGAGACGUCUGGUAGAUCUGAAAUAUCUUCCACGUCUGCAAUGAGGUUUAGUCUUGAACUACCCAGUGGAUCAACAUUAUCACAUGCCGAAGGAGUUCUAAAACCUCAGGCUGUGAGAUUAGGACCAAAACCAUUUUAUGGUUCCAAAAAGUGACCAUCGUUAAAUCAUCUGUGAAAAUCAAGACUCAUUUCUGUGAAUGUGGAAUAUAAAAUAAAAGAAUUAUUUGCUGGUUAAGUAUUAUCUAAUAUUGUGCUAUAUAUUUACAUAAUUCAAAAAGCUUUUUAUAUUGUUUUUACUGGAGUACAAGGUGUGACUCUAAGCAUUUCUUUUUAUCUUGGGGGAAAGAGUCAAUUGUAAAUAUUUGUAUGUAUGUAUAUCUUAAGUUUGAAUUUUAAACAAGUGCAAAUAUAUUCUGAGUGUGUUUAUGUUAUGAUUGUCAGCAGGCUCUCUGAUAUAUCUUUGUAUAUUUUUAAUAUAAUACGUUUGUAAAUAUUGAUAUGGAGAGUGUGAAAUUAAAUAUAUCAUGAUUGAGCUCUGAAUGUGAAUAUAAAUCCAAGAAUGUCUACAUAAGAUGCAAGAUACAUGUAGUGGGACAAAACUUUAAAAAUGUAGCUGCUCAAAACUGGUGACAAUGAAAUUAAUGCUUCAAAUUUAUCAAGAUCUUUAUAGAAAUUUCAAUAUAUAUAAAGCUCAAAGCGUUAAGAACAAAUUCAUGAAGUAAUCCCCCAUCUGCAAUAUAUAAAUAAUUAAUGUCACAAUAUGUAUAUUAUCAAAAAUAAGACAUAAUAUGUAUUGCUUUAUAUUGUUUGAUACACGAGACUAGUCCAACUGUACAUAGAUUUUAAAUUAAAAUUUUAUUUCCAAGACAAUGGCAAAAAUUGACACAUUCGAAUUAUAUAUGGCUUGGUUUGCUGAUUUUAAUAUUUUAAUUGUAAAGUUUUAAUUUGAAGUGAAGAUUAUAGAUAUUUGUAUUUAUUUUAUUAUUUAAGAAAUGUUUUUGUGCAUAUGUUUAUAAAUCUUGCCAGUAUUUAUGUAGCUGUCUUAUUUUUUCUUCUUUCAUCCGCAGUUUUUGUUCGUAUUUCUGCACCUUUAUUUUAGUUCAUGCCUCAUUAAUUAGUAAUUUGUACAUUUAAUACUUGUAUCUUAAUAAUAGAAUAAUGGAGUUUUAAUUUUAUCAUAAUGUGUAUUCAUUUGUAAAUUCUAGAUGUAUCUCCACAACCGCUAUAUUUUACAAACUCUUGCACAUUAUUCAUAAUUACAAUAAGACAUUUAGACCAUUGUAAAUUAUUCAAUUCAUUUUCUUCUUUUUUUUUAUUGACGUAUGCCUACCACAAUUAUUUUUAAAUGUUGUUUUUAAAAAAGAUGUGUGUCUGCCAAAUUUUUAACAUUUUAUUUAACAAAGUUGUCUGUUGCUGAUGUUAGGGAUGAAUUUAGGUUGAAUAUAGCUUUUACUUCGGCUAUAACUAAAUAUCAUUAAAAACAAUUCAAUUUAAAAGCAGUGUUUAUCUGUUAAUUCAAUUUGAAUUAUCCAAAUUUAGAAGUUGAUCAUAUAAAUUUUUAUUAAAUUAGUGUUUGAUUAAAAUAUGAAUAGAUGCAAAUAAUCCAUAAUGAGAGAUAACAUGUUAAAAUUGUAUAAUUGAUAUUUUAGAUUAAAUGAAGUAAAAGUUAUAUAUAACUGAGUGUUGAGAGUAUAGAUACUUAGGAAGCUGUUCAUAAUUUAUGGACUUCAUAAUAAAGCAAUUUAUUUGUAAA
Messenger RNA from Patella vulgata (common limpet), 10989 nucleotides. RefSeq lists its product as uncharacterized. The record is from RefSeq and is a predicted model, not a curated record. The coding region runs from base 1087 to 9390 and encodes 2767 amino acids. NCBI's taxonomy places the organism in Eukaryota, Metazoa, Mollusca, Gastropoda, Patellidae. Gene Ontology annotation, molecular function: protein binding; GTPase activator activity. The transcript has 23 exons. Gene Ontology annotation, biological process: small GTPase-mediated signal transduction.